AUGAUAAGACUUGGCUUCCAAAGCUCGCUAGCUAUUCUACUGUCAGUCGUGGGGGUUGCUUUCUUUCCAGGCCUAGCCAUAUUAGGUAAUGGAACUAAAUUUUAUAUUAUUUAAAAUCUAUUUUAACGUCAUUUUUAGCUAAAAUUCCUAAUCAGAUAAUAACUAGUCGCCGUAUUUUUGAUGAAAAGAAUAUUUUCAGUUAUUUAUCAACACUUUACGUUUACGCUGCCCCUUCAAUGGACUCUCACAACAGCUCUUCUGUUCAGUUUUAAGGUAAAAUCAAACUGAGAGCUGAAGUCUUUCUCACCAGAAAGACCACUGAAAGUGACUUCAUUUUUACAUUUAUCUCCCUUUGGCAAACAGUUUUGUAGCAGUUGAAUACCCAUUAUUGAAAUUCAAACAUAAAAGCAAGAAAUUGAACAAAAUUAAUUUUUAGGUUAUUCUCGGCACCGCAACUGUACUGUUAGUCGUGGUAACAUACGCUGACUUCGUAUUUCCAAAAAUUAUGAGGACAAUCGAAUCUUUCUUGAGUCGUGUACGUGUAGAAUAA
Messenger RNA from Bursaphelenchus okinawaensis, 550 nucleotides. NCBI's taxonomy places the organism in Eukaryota, Metazoa, Nematoda, Chromadorea, Rhabditida, Aphelenchoididae. The record is from the annotation of a GenBank genome assembly.